AUGUCUGAAAUAGAGGUUUCAGUUUACUGUUACUGGAAUGGUUGCAUCAAGUAUGGCCCGGAAGGUGUAUACUGUGAAGGACCUACUCCUAAAAAGAUUAUAGUUAACCCUAAGAUUGCAUUAAACAGAUUGUUGGAUGAGAUGUAUGAACUUACUGGAGUAGAUGUUGUUCAUAAGCAGAGAUCCAAAAUCAAAAUAUUCGGUAGGUAUCCUUCUGUUUUUGGACCGUCGAAGUAUCAGUAUCUGCUUCUGCCCGUUGUGAACGACCAUAGUUUGGAGACAAUGCUUGAGGUUUCAAGAAUGUGGAAUCAGUGUAGAGGCUUUGAGUUGGCUGAUCAGGCAGUGACAGGUUCUGUUAUCCUUCUGUUUGAUGAGCUGAGAGACUGGUUUGACAAUCGUUCUCAUCGUAGCCGCGGCUCUCUCAAUUUUAGCAAUGUGUACACCAAACCUGUUGCGGACAAGCUUGAAGAGUUCAGGACAGCUACAACUACUUACAUUGUAAUUCCGUUAGACAACAACACGUUUAAGGUCGCAGAAGAAGCAUCAGAAGAUGAUGAUGAUGAAUGGAUCGUCCAGUUGAACGGGGACUGUAGCUGCUGCACAUGUGGGGAUUUUCAAAGCCACAAGUUCCCAUGCCUGCACCCUCUAGCUGUAUGCAAGCAGCUGAAAAUCAACCCUUUGCAGUAUGUAGACAACUGUUACACUUUUGACCGGAAUUACAAAACUUAUGCCGCCACUUUCUCUCCUGUUCCGGAGUUAUCAGCUUGGCCGGAAGCUUCUGGAGUUCCUAGAUUGUUUCCACCGGUCAUUCCGAAGCUACCUCCACCGUCGCCACCAUCUUCAUCUUCAUCUAACGAAUCAGUAGAUUCUGACUCUGGGUAUGAACCAUCUACAGAUGAUGAAAGCGCUGAAGAAGGAGGCAAGCUCAUCUUCUUCGGGGAAAAGAACCAUUUGUUUGAUUUUAAUGAUGUGAUAAGAGGAUCUGCAGUGGUGUUGGGUAAAGGUGCUUUUGGUACAACCUUGGAGGUAACAAUAGAAGACACGAGCACCAGCACCAUCACCAUCACCACGGUGGUAGUGAAGGUACUGACGGAGGUUGUGGUGGGAAGAAGAGAGUUUGAGCAACAAUUGGAGAUCAUUGGCAAGAUUAGACAUGACAAUUUAGCUGAGCUAGAGGCUUACUGCUACUCCAAAGACGAGAAACUCGCUAUUUAUAGCUACAACAGACAAGGAAGCCUCUUCAAGAUGCUGCAUGGAAAGAGAGGAAUGAAUGAUCGAGUACGUUUAGAUUGGGAGUCUAGACUGAGAAUAGCAACUGGUGCAGCGAGAGGUUUGGCUAAAAUACAUGAAGCGAACGACGGGACGUUCAACUACGGGAACAUCAAAUCCUCAAACAUCUUCUUAAACUCACGAAGCUACGGCUGCAUUGGCGAUACUGGCUUAGCAACCAUCAUGAAAUCUCUUCCUCAAACCACUUGUCUUGCUUCAGGUUACCACGCACCUGAAGUAACAGACACUAGAAGAAGCACGCAGUGUUCAGAUGUAUACAGCUUUGGGGUGGUUUUACUGGAGCUUUUGACAGGGAAAUCGCCGGCAGGUGAGGAUAUGGAUUUGGUCAGCUGGAUCUGGACGGUGGCGAAAAAAGAGUGUAGAGGGGAAGUAUUGAACAUGGAGCUUUUGAGUGAAUUGGGUGGUUCCGAGGAAGAGAUGGUAAGGAUGAUGCAAAUAGGGUUGGCUUGUGUUGCAGUGGAGCCAGAAGAACGACCUCAUAUAGCUCAAGUUGUGAAAAUGGUUGAAGAUAUUCGAUCAACUGAUGCCGCAGAGUGAAAAUAACAGUAAGGAAGACCUUUGGAGUUUUGAGAGAUUUUGCUUUUUCUCUUACUGCAUUUUCAACUAUUCUUAUGAGUAGAGGUUGGAGCAGACAUCGUUAAAAAGGGACCGAGUAAUGCUGGUGUGGAUGGAAGCGUUGUGAGCGAGAAGGUAACAACAACAUAACAUUCCAAAACGAGCAAGGA
Brassica oleracea var. oleracea is the source of this 2015-nucleotide messenger RNA. Its product is annotated as probable LRR receptor-like serine/threonine-protein kinase At4g31250. Gene Ontology annotation, biological process: protein phosphorylation. The record is from RefSeq and is a predicted model, not a curated record. Lineage: Eukaryota; Viridiplantae; Streptophyta; Magnoliopsida; Brassicales; Brassicaceae. The transcript has 4 exons. Gene Ontology annotation, molecular function: protein kinase activity; ATP binding; zinc ion binding. The coding region runs from base 1 to 1827 and encodes 608 amino acids.